Messenger RNA from Racocetra persica, 403 nucleotides. The record is from the annotation of a GenBank genome assembly. NCBI's taxonomy places the organism in Eukaryota, Fungi, Glomeromycota, Glomeromycetes, Diversisporales, Gigasporaceae.
AUGCAUGAGUCAUUAGAUCUUAUUAUGAAUCAAUUAGAUCUUUUGGACACAUUACUACAUCUUGAAGAUUCAUUGGUCUCCGAUUUUCUUAGGCGGUCAAACACGAUGCCUUACUUUUGUGUGAGCUGGGUUCUCACAUGGUGUAGUCAUGACCUUCAUGAUUUCUCCAAGAUUACACGUUUAUUCGACUUGUUUAUCGCGUCGAACCCGUUGAUGGCCUUAUAUUUAUCAGCCAGAGUUAUUAUCAGUCGUCGUAAAAAAUUGCUCCUACUGGAGUGUGAUAGCUCAAUUAUCCAUGCAUUUUUAUCAAAGUUUCCACAAGAAAUUGAUGUUGACGAACUGAUUUUUCGAACUCUUCAACUUUAUCAAAAAUAUCCACCACAUGAACUUCAGGCAAUUUCUG